Acanthosepion pharaonis is the source of this 1194-nucleotide messenger RNA. The record is from the annotation of a GenBank genome assembly. Lineage: Eukaryota; Metazoa; Mollusca; Cephalopoda; Sepiida; Sepiidae.
AUGAUUUGCAAAAGUUUGUUUGAAUUCUAUCCCAGUUAUUCUUUCUCUUCAACCUAUCUUUGGCCAAGAAUAUCGCCCAAUGUGACCAUAUUCUCCACUGACAACCUCACAGCAGACAUACACGAUCUGCACCCGUCCUACAAGUACCAUGUGCGUGCAUUAGCCGUCAACGCUAUUGGGAUAGGCCUGCCAAGUAACGAAAUCACAAUAUUCACGGACGAGGAAGCUCCUUCUGGUCCACCAACGGAUGUCAAAGUUCAAGCAAGCGGGUCCACCUCCUUAAAAUUGACUUGGCGGCCACCGUUGUACGAAAAUCAGAAUGGCAAAAUCAUUGGUUACCACGUUGGUUUCAAGCGACACAACUCUAGCGAGGCAUACGAGUAUACCCAGAUACUCACUGAGAACAACAGCGAUCUGGAGCUGCAGGUGAAAAACUUGCUCAAGUUUACACGCUACGAUCUUCAUGUGCGCGCCUACAAUGGAAAGGGUAUGGGGCCCAUAUCGGCUGAUGUGACUGCUUUCACUUUAGAGGACGUACCUAGUCUUCCGCCCCAAAACGUUAAGGCCCGUGCGUUCAGUUCGACAAGCAUUGAAAUCUCAUGGGCGGAGUCACCCUAUUAUACGAUGCAAGGUGUCCUCCAGGGAUACAAAGUUCUCUACAAAGAAGUGCGAACAGACGAAGAUGAAACCGAAGCCAGUCAGGUGAGGACGUCCCAGUUUCGUGUUACUAUUUACAAUCUCAAAAAAUAUACCAAUUAUAGCAUCGAGGUUCUUGCUUUCACAAGAAUGGGCGAAGGAGCCCGAAGCGAACCGAUUUACGUGCGAACACAUGAAGACGUGCCUAGUCGACCAUCAGCCAUAAAAGCCAUUGUUAAGAAUCGAAACAGUGUUCAACUUAUCUGGGAACCCCCGCAACAACACAACGGCAUUCUGUUAAAAUACAUCAUUCGUUACUCCAACGGCAGCGACGGACCACCGAACAAAGAAAGCCGGACAAUCGAACUGAAAGUCAUUCGAACGAGCCAUGUGAUCAGCCGACUACAGGAAGAUAAUGAGUAUAUAUUCACCGUCAAUGCCAUGACAUCUGCUGGUGAAAGCGAACCUACAGUGCCAGUUAGAGCCACUCCUUCUUCAAAGGGUAAGCCUUUUUUGCAUAAAGAAUCUAGUCUAGACCUUUCAAAAGACAUUAAAUAA